This is a messenger RNA of Catharus ustulatus (Swainson's thrush), 1208 nucleotides long. It is a transcript of the gene GALE, whose product is annotated as UDP-galactose-4-epimerase. Bases 77 to 1120 code for a protein of 347 amino acids. The record is from RefSeq and is a predicted model, not a curated record. Gene Ontology annotation, biological process: beta-D-galactose catabolic process via UDP-galactose, Leloir pathway. Gene Ontology annotation, molecular function: UDP-glucose 4-epimerase activity. The transcript has 11 exons. Lineage: Eukaryota; Metazoa; Chordata; Aves; Passeriformes; Turdidae. Gene Ontology annotation, cellular component: cytosol.
GCGGGGCCAAGGCCGGGCCUUAAAGGGGCCGCGCCCCGCGCGGGGCUGAACGGGAGCGGCGGCAGCGGCGGGAGCCAUGGCAGAGAAGAUCCUGGUGACGGGCGGCGCCGGCUACAUCGGCAGCCACUGCGUGCUGGAGCUGCUGCAGGCGGGGUUCGUCCCCGUGGUCAUCGACAACUUCCACAACGCCAUCCGAGGCUCCGAGGGGCUCCCCGAGAGCCUCCGGCGGGUGCAGGAGAUCGCGCACCGGCCCGUGCUCUUCCAGGAGCUCGACAUCACGGACGAGGCGGCGCUGCAGGAGCUCUUCAGGAAGCACCGUUUCUCGGCCGUGAUGCACUUUGCGGGGCUGAAGGCUGUGGGGGAGUCAGUGCAGAAGCCUCUGGAGUAUUACAGAGUGAACCUCACCGGGACCAUCCGGCUGCUGGAGACCAUGAAGGCGCACGGCGUGAGGAACAUCGUGUUCAGCAGCUCUGCCACCGUCUAUGGGGACCCCAAGUACCUCCCCCUGGACGAGAAGCACCCGGUCGGGGGCUGCACCAACCCCUACGGCAAAUCCAAGUUCUUCAUCGAGGAGAUGAUCCGGGAUCUCUGCAAGGCAGAGAGGGACUGGAACGCCGUCCUCCUGCGCUACUUCAACCCCAUCGGCGCCCACGAGUCGGGGAUGAUCGGAGAGGACCCUCAGGGCAUCCCAAACAACCUCAUGCCCUACGUGGCUCAGGUGGCAGUGGGACGCCGGGAAUUCCUGAGCGUCUUUGGGAACGACUACAAGACGGACGAUGGAACGGGGGUCAGGGAUUACAUCCACGUCGUGGAUCUGGCCAAGGGCCACAUCGCUGCUCUGAAGAAGCUCAAGGAGAACUGUGGCUGCAAGAUCUACAACCUGGGCACAGGCACCGGCUACUCCGUGCUGCAGAUGGUGCGGGCCAUGGAGAAAGCCUCGGGCAGGGAGAUCAGGUACCAGAUCACGGCGCGGCGGGAGGGGGACGUGGCCUCCUGCUACGCUGACCCCGCGCUGGCCGAGCGGGAGCUGGGCUGGAAAGCUGCCUUUGGCCUGGACAAGAUGUGUGAGGACCUGUGGCGGUGGCAGCUGCAGAACCCCAUGGGCUUCAGCAAGAACUGAGCUGGGGCCGGUUCUGGGGUGCUCUGAGCCAGCCCUGCCUCCUGCCCCGAGGGUGUCACCAUCCUGGGAGAGCAGCUCCAGCUCCCCC